AUGAUGAAGCCAUCCAUCCAGCCUGGAACCGUCCAAAACAUUCAAAGCAAUGAUGACGAUGAUGACUGGAUCCUCCAGGCCAACGGCCAUCCCAGUGCAAUGCCGCGCCAGUUCGACUGGCUCUCUGCACUUGGUCUUGGAUUCUCGAUCACCAAUUCCUGGAUUGGCUACUUGAGCUGCUUCGGGCAGAACCUCACCUAUGGCGGUGCCCAGGCGUGUAUAUUCAGUUUGAUUGUUGCAUUUGCUAUUCAGUUUUUGGUCACGAUUGGCCUGGCUGGGCUUGGAUCAGCAUACCCAUCAAGCGGUGGACAGUACCAUUUCUGCUAUAUCCUCAGUUCCAGUGGCACGAGAUACAUUUCCUACAUUGUUGGCUGGCUGUCGGUGCUUGGUUGGUGGAUCGUCACUUGUUCCGGAAUAUCCCUGGCCGCCCUUGUCCUCAAUGGCAUCGUGAGCUUCUCGAUGGACGACUAUGUUGCCAAGCAAUGGCAGACCUACUUGACCUAUGUCGGGGUUGCUGUUGUUACAAUCAUUCCUGUCUUUGUCGUAUCUAGAAGGAUCUCUGUCAUCACCCAGAUCUCGCUCUUCCUGUCAUUUUCCGGAUAUCUCAUCUUCUUCGUUGUGUCUCUCGCAAUGCACAAGCAACAUCAGCCCAGCUCGUUUAUCCUGCAGUCAGGACAAGGAAACAGCGGGUGGUCCCACGGGACAGCCUGGAUGCUUGCCGUUAGUAACGCCAUGUAUGCCUUUGGGGGAACAGAUGGUGUGAUACACAUCUGCGAAGAGAUACCCAAGCCCGGAAGACGAGUCCCACAAGUCGUGAUGAUGACGAUGGUUAUUGGGCUUGUGACCUGCCUGUCCCUGUUCAUUUCGCCGCUGCCCAGCAUUGAACUUGUAUACCAAGUAACUGGCAGUGGAAAAGUGACCGUGGGCUUGUUCAUUCUGUUAUGCGUGAUAUAUGCCAUGUCAUUGCCAUCGCAGUGGAAUGGCAUGCCGUUUUCCAACUUCUUCUCGACAAUCCACGGCACGCUCCACUUUCCAGUCUACACGACAAUCGCUGCCUUCCUGUUCAGUUGUUUAUAUGGCCUUCUCUAUCUGGCCUCAACAACAGCAUUCAAUUCGAUCAUCACAUCGGCUGUCCUCUUCUUAAAUAUCACUUACACUGUGCCCCAAGCUCUGGUACUUUGUUAUGGCCGGUCAUCAUUGCCAAAACGUUAUUUGAACCUAGGAUGGUUUGGAUAUGUGUGCAAUGUGUUUUUUAUCUUGUGGAUUUUCAUUCGUACUGUCUUGAUUUGCAUGCCACCCGGUAUUCCCGUCGCUUUGAACUCGAUGAACUAUACUUCUGUUGUAUUGGUGGGAAUCUUCACGGUCAUCAAUGGCUUCUGGUUUGUAACAGGGCGGCAGAAAUUUGAAGGACCACGUAUUGACUGGGGACGUCUGCAGGCAUCAUGAAUUAUAAGUUGGGAUUAUUCCAUAUCUUGAUAGGAGUCAAUCAACUUGACAAUGUUGUUUAAACUGGAGAUAGUGGUGGUGGA
Molecule: messenger RNA, 1529 nt
Organism: Aspergillus wentii DTO 134E9
Lineage: Eukaryota; Fungi; Ascomycota; Eurotiomycetes; Eurotiales; Aspergillaceae
Exons: 11
Coding region: 1-1446 (481 amino acids)
Biological process (GO): transmembrane transport
Cellular component (GO): membrane
Molecular function (GO): transmembrane transporter activity
Source: RefSeq, a predicted model, not a curated record